Molecule: messenger RNA, 972 nt
Organism: Parascedosporium putredinis
Lineage: Eukaryota; Fungi; Ascomycota; Sordariomycetes; Microascales; Microascaceae
Source: the annotation of a GenBank genome assembly
AUGAACCCUUUACAUCCGCCCCUGCCGCCACCCUCGCCAGUCGACAGCGGUUACAUGGACCCUCAUCAUCAAGAACACCUAAGGCAACGCUUUCAGCCAUCCCGGCCGGCCUCAGCCAUCGGCAUCCGACAGCCGCGUCGACCGUCGUAUUACGACGACCUUGAAGAUGAGGAAAGCAUGCCUCGGGUCGGCCGGAAGCCUUCGGUCAAGAUUGGGCGCCUCCCCCAAACGCACAAAACGCGGGGUUAUGAUGACGAGUCGUUUGCGGGCGAAAGUCUCGCAUAUCGAGACCUCCCCUCCCAGGGAUAUCCCCCACGGGACUUGUCCCGUCGGUCCGGUGAAUUCAGCAGCUCGCAACCGAGGACAAGGCGCAUGUCAAUGAUACCCCCGGAGACGCUGCAGCUGCAAGGCCCGCGUGAGGUCAGAUCCCGGCCCAACUCGCUCUACGGCGGCGGAGUCGACGUUGAUGAUCUCGAUUAUGAGUAUGGCUAUAGCGACAAAGUCAAUGAGCAGCUCAUCAAAGCUGGUGUCUAUCAAGAUUCCGUUGCGGGCCAGACGCAGGCUCUUACCAAGGACGCGCUGCAGAAGGCUACAAGGCGCAGCCAAGGUGGCAGCAGCAGGUCGACCCGCAGUAGCAGCAGCCAUGACGAGAGCGAGUGGCGGCAUUCUAACACGACGCGCACCACACGGUCCAUCGGAGAGGAAGAUGUCACCAUCAGGGUAAAGGGCCAUGCCGUCGUUGAAGUCUCGGGCACCAAGAUUGAGUGCCAGGACGGCAGCGCCAUCAGCAUCUCAUCGCGACCGUCGCAUCCCCAGGCCCGCUUGAUAGAUAGCGACAAGGGAAGCACAGCCUAUGACGAUCGGAAAUCUCGCAUCGAGAGGUUGCCUAGCCGCAGCAGGGCCAUCAGCCAGUCGGCCUAUUCGCGGAACCAGCCAGUUUACGAGACGUACGACUAUGAUAGGGUCUGGUAA